Molecule: messenger RNA, 3330 nt
Organism: Epinephelus moara (kelp grouper)
Lineage: Eukaryota; Metazoa; Chordata; Actinopteri; Perciformes; Serranidae
Exons: 4
Coding region: 1518-2453 (311 amino acids)
Source: RefSeq, a predicted model, not a curated record
CUCACCCUACUCAGGAUUUGUCCCGCAGGCAAUCACUUACAGAGUAGGGGUUAAGUUCCCACAUCACACCAAUGCACACUGCAAUCUGUAAGUCUUGCACUUGAAGUACUAACACAUUUCCAAAUUUCCAUAUGUGAUAAUCUUCACUGCAAAACAGCUCAACCACAGCACACCUGAAGCCUGCCCUGAGGGGUGGAAAGUAACGAGUUACAUUUACUCUCGUUACUGUAAUUGAGUAGUUUUUUUGUGUACUUGUACUUUUUUGAGUAAUUUUUAAAAUCAGUAAUUUUACUUUUACUUAAGUACAUAUUGUUGGAAGUAAUUUACUUCACUACAUUUUAAAUAGCUUCCGUUACAAAGUAAAAAAAAAAAAUAGAUGAACUUGCACUGCGUCUGCAUGCCAGUAACCGUCCGUCUGAUUGGCUCUGGACAACUGCAGCGCCAGAAGGUCAGAAACGUCAAGACGUUGGUGCCAGUGCCACAGAGGAGCUAACGUUAGCUAAAAGAGGAUGGAGACGGAUGGAGACGAGUGUGUGGUUGGAGACAAGUGUGUCGAUGGAGAAGGGUCGAAUUUGGGACACAGAGACACGCACGGAGAACGUAAGGCCAAUCCCUGGCUAUACUUAAAGGACUUUUUUGAGUUCAAGUCCGCGAAUGAGAACAAUUUCAUCAUGCAAUGUAAACUUUGUAUGCCGAAAGAGACGCAGCUAUCCACCUACAAAAACUCUGCUUCCAACCUGCACAAGCAUGUACAGAGGAAACAUCCAUCAAAGAUGAAAGUAUACACUGACCUCGUGGCAGCACGGAAGCGGACCCUGGAACCAGAAAAAACCCAAAGCAAGCAAGCAAAAAUAUCUGACUUGGUGGCAGUGGGUGGAACCAAAUGUGUGCCACAAGCAAAAGUUGACAAGGUUCUGAUUAACUUCAUUUGUGAAGGCCUUCAUCCAUUUGCUGUGGUUGAACAACCUGCUUUUAAAGAACUUGUAUCAACACUGAAUCCUCAAUGCAAGAUCAUUUCCAGACCCACUCUCCGGGCCAGAAUACAGGCAGCUUCCACUCAAAUGAAGAAGGCUGUGGUGUCACACCUCAGUGGAGUCAGUUAUGUUGCAGCUACCACCGAUUAUUGGACAGCACACCAGAGAAGUUUCAUAGGGGUCACCUGUCAUUGGAAAGAUGAAGAAACGUUUGAAAGAAGAUCCGUUGUACUUGCAUGCCAGAGGUUGAGGGGGUCCCACACGUUCGAUGUGCUAGCAGGUGCCCUUGAUGACGUUCACUGUCAGUACGGGUUAAGGGGAAAAGUUGUAAGAACCACAACGGACAGCGGGUCAAAUUUUAUCAAAGCAUUCAGCGUGUUUGGGGAGCACAGCCCGUCCACGGAAGCCGAGUCAGACUCUUCUGAAGAAGAGCCCAAAGUCACCCAUCAAGACACAUUCAACAUCCUGGAAGAAAACAACGGUCUUGAAUACCAACUGCCUCCUCAUCAAAGGUUCACCUGUUAAACUUAAUCGCCACAACAGAUGCUGCCAAGGCAGAAGAACAGAAUGAUACAUACAAACGGCUAUCACGUGCAGCCUUUGGGAAAUGCCAAGGACUGUGGAACAAAACAGGUCGGUCACACAUGGCUGCAGAAACUGUGGAAGAAGAAUGCAACCUCCAGUUCAUACGGCCAAAUCAAACACGGUGGGACUCCACAUACAUGGCUGUGGAGAGGAUCAUACAAAUUAUACACGAGAAGGGAGAGGGUGCCAUCAGAAAUGUCUGAGAAAUUCAAGGUGAAAAUGCUGAGUCCGGCUGAAAUCGCCUUCUUGACCCAGUACUGCACCGUGAUGAAGCCUGUGACGAAGACAUUAAACAUCCUUCAGUCAGAGACGAACACACACAUGGGAUGGCUGCUGCCAGUGAUCUUCCAGUUAGAAGCAAAACUCGGACGACUGGAAGUAUCCUGCAAGUUGUGCCUACCACUAAUCAGAGCCAUUCAAGUUGGUGUCCAGAAGCGCUUUGGUGGGAUGAUGGGAGACCCUGAACUGAUAGCUGCAGCGAUCUUUCUGACAAAAUUCAAGACCACUUGGACUGAGAAAGCCAACAUCAUAGAAGCAGGUUUGGCCUAUGUGAAGCACCACAUUGAGCACAUGACAGAGGAUGAGAUGGAGCAUGUCGGCCACUCAUCAGAUGAGGACGAUUUCUUCUCAUCACUGAAGUCCAAAAAGUCAAAAGGCACAAGUGAGCUAGAUGGGUUCCUUGCCUGUGUUUCAGACAAAAUUGACCUACUGAACUCUUUUCCUCUCAUCAAAAAGCUCUCUCUCAAACUCAACACUGGCCUGCCUGCUUCUGCUGCUUGUGAGCGCCUCUUCAGCUGUGCUGGACUGCUUUUCACUGCAAACCGAGCUAGAAUGAACUCUACUAACUUUGAAAACCAGCUCCUGCUCAAACUAAAUAGCAAGUUCAUUGAGUAAUUAAAAUGAGGAACUAAAGCAGAGCAGGAGGAGAAAGAAACGGUGUAAAAAGUGCUUCGAAAAAUCAGUCAAAAAUCCUAGAAGAAGAAAGAAUUGACUUUCACUUGGAGAUGGUUCAUCCAGAGAUCUGUGAUUUUUAGACUUGAGGUUCGACUGAGUGUUUCUGGAGUGUUUUCCAGAUGUUUUCCAUAUGUUUCUGUUGGUUAUCAGUGAAAAGACACAGAGCCGACGACUUUCACUUCAACUGAGUUUUGUUAACAUUUAUUUUCAUAUGUGGGAUAAUCUUGUUCUGCUUUUAUGUCUUGAAAAGCUAAAGACAGUUUCCUGUUGAUUUUCUGUUCUUAUACAGUGAGAUGUGAAUGAAAGCUCAGGCAUGAAUCAAGUCAUGAUUAUUUUGCAAAAUUUUGAUUUAUUUGUGCAGUUUUUGAUACAUGUGUAUCUCUGUACACCUGAAUAUGCAACAGGUGCGUCGGUGCAACUUGAAAACAAUGAUACUAUUUCUGAUUAUUAUUUCUGACUCACCUGAUAGUGCCGAGUCCUGAAAACCAGCUCCUGUUCAAACUAAAAAGCAAGUUCAUUGAGUAAUUAAGGAGGAACUGUAAUCUGGAUCUAUCUGUGAUCUAUGUGUUUUCUUUAAUAAAAAAGUGAGUUUGAGCUUUGUGUAUGUUUUUGUACUUUUUUAUUGCAUGGGGAGAGAUUAUACCCCCCUUAAGAAGUAACUAAGUAACUUUUACUCUGAGUACAUUUUAAAUGAGCUACUUUUUACUUUUACUUGAGUAGAUUUUUACACCAGUACUUUUACUUUUACUUAAGUAAAAUUUCAUCGAGGUAACAGUACUUUUACUUGAGUAGAUUUUUUUGGUACUCUUUCCACCCC